GAGGUGGGAAACCUGUCCCGUGAAGCAGUUUUUUUCUUUACCCUCUCUCUCUCUCUCUCUCUCUCUCUCUCUUGUUUCUCUCACAUAAUUCAUUCUUUGCUUCCCUCCUUUAAAAUCACGAGAUCCCCUUCGCUUUCUCUCUUUCCUCCCCCUCCCUCCCUUUCUCUCUGCAUGUCUUCUCUAACCCCCCUUCUCUACCCCAUUACUUGCCCCUGCUCUUCUCUCUCCGGCAACACACAUUGCUGAGAGAAAGAAACGCAAGAGAGAGACAGAGAGAAACAACAACCCAACCCAAAACCCAGAAAGAAAGAGAGCAACAACGACAAAAAAAAAAACACCAAAUUAAACCCCCUCCUAUAUUUCCUCCGAAAGAAGAAAAAAAUGUCGCAUAUCGACACUCUGACCGGCCGCUUACGAAACUCCCUCAACUUCUCCGACAACGCCAAUAACACGAACAACAAGCCGGACUUCAGAGAACUCGAUCCGGGUUCGCCCGUUUCGACCCUGCGCAACUCGUCCGGUCCAGCCCCGAGUGGGCUCACCUCCAACACCAGCAGCAGCUCCAGCUCCUCCGGAUCCGCCUCCGGCAGGACCGGGCCCAACCCGGCCCACCACAAGAGAUCCAAUUCGAGCCCCACCCAGAACCACAACCACUCCGGCGAGCUCUCCGGGUCCGUCGAGAGCUCCCCGACUUCGCACGGCAGGUGCAAACGGCCGCCGUCUGAUUCCGUUAACUCGCCGUCUCCCGGCAACGUGCUCCCCGCCGGCAACAUUUGCCCGUCGGGGAAGAUUCUGAAGUCGGGGAUGGUCAGCCGCGGCUCGAAGACCGACGUGUUGGGGUCGGGAUCGGUUAAUUAUGGCCACGGCAGCAUAAUGCGCGGCGGCGGCGGCGCGGCCAAAUCGGCCGGAGGGGGUGGGGACGCGGCGGUGAAUUGUUCGAGAAUUGGGGUGGUGGAUCCGGAGGAGCUGAAGAGGCUGGGCAACGAGCAGUACAAGACUGGGAACUUAUCUGAGGCGCUGGGGUUCUACGACAGGGCUAUCGCCAUUGCGCCCGGAAACGCCACAUACAGGUUUAACAAGGCGGUGGCGUUGACGGGGUUGAAGCGGCUGGGAGAGGCGGUGAGGGAGUACGAGGAGGCGGUCCGGUUGGAUGCGGGUUAUGUUAAGGCGCAUCACCGGUUGGGGUCACUUCUUGUUCGUCUAGGGCAGGGUGAAAAUGCAAGAAGGCACAUUUGUUAUCAAGGAUACCAACCAGAUGCAAAUGAGUUGCAGAAGUUGCAAGCAUUGGAAACGCAUUUACGUAAGUGCACCGAUGCUCGAAAGAUUGGUGACUGGAGAAGUGCAUUGAGGGAAGUUGAUGCUGCCAUUGCUGCUGGAGCUGAUGCUUCUCCUCAGCUACAUGCAUGUCGAACGGAAGCACUAUUGAAGCUCCACCAACUAGAAGAGGCCAGUUUCAGUCUGUCAAACAUUCCCAAAUUCGAACCAUUGAGUCCAUCUAGCUCACAUACAAAGAUUUUUGGAAUGCUGUUCGAAGCAUACGUCUUAUUUGUCCGAGCCCAAAUUGAGAUGGCAUUUGGAAGGUUUGAGAAUGCAGUUACGGCCAUUGAGAAAGCGGGCCAGAUAGAUCUGCGUAGUGUCGAAGUCUCAGUUUUGCUCAACAACGUGAGGCUGGUGGCAAGAGCUCGUGCACGUGGCAAUGAUCUCUUCAAAUCUGAGAGAUUCACUGAAGCUUGUUCCGCUUAUGGCGAAGGCCUUAAACAUGAUCCUUCAAAUUCGGUUCUUUACUGCAACAGAGCAGCUUGUUGGUUUAAGCUUGGGCUUUGGGAGCAUUCUGUUGAUGAUUGCAACCAAGCUCUACGAAUCCAGCCUAAUUACACUAAAGCACUGCUGAGAAGGGCUGCCUCAAACUGCAAGCUCGAGCGAUGGGCUGAAGCCGUCAGGGAUUAUGAGGUUUUGAGCAGGGAGCUCCCACAUGACAAUGAGGUUGCUGAGUCUUUAUUCCACGCCCAAGUUGCAAUGAAGAAAUCCCGAGGGGAAGAUGUUCAUAAUUUGAAGUUUGGCGGGGAAGUGGAGUCAGUAUCAGGUCUCGAGCAGUUCAAAGCUGCAAUUUCUUCUCCUGGUGCUUCUGUAGUCCACUUCAAAGCAGUAUCCAAUCUACAAUGCAAUCAGAUAUCUCCAUUUCUCAAUGCGUUAUGUGGGCGCUUCCCAUCCAUAAACUUCCUCAUGGUGGAUGUGGAGGAGAGCCCGGCAGUUGCAAUUGCUGAGAACGUGAGGAUCUUACCAACUUUCAAGAUUUACAAGAAUGGAAGCCGGGUCAAAGAAAUGGUUUGCCCGAGUCCAGAGGUGCUGGAGUCCUCGGUGAGGCACUAUAGUUUUUAGAAACACAUUGUUUUGUACUGCCAAUAUUUGUAUUCUCUCUUUGCUCCCCAAAUGCUGCCCAGCUUCGUGGGAAUUCUCCCACAUCUCUCUCCCCAUUUCUCUCCACCUUACCAAUAUUCCGACUACAUUAUAAUCUCAUUAGAAGCCAUUGCCAUUGGAACCUAGGGAGAUAGCUUAGUUCCCUUCGCAGUUUUUAUUUAUUCAUUCAUUCCUCUUCCUCCCAUUCGCCUUUUCCCUUUUCUUCUAUCUUUUUCCUCCAAAAUUCCUUAUCUUUCAUUUUCUUGAAGACCGGCCUUGUUCAUUGAGAGAGUUGUACAAUCCACUCCAUCUCCAUCGGCUAUUUUAGCCGAAAUCAAGAGAGCUGCAACAGGGAGUGGGAGAGAGAGACAAGAUGGCUGGAUUUUAGAUGAGGAUAUUAUGUACAUGUAUAUAUACGAUGAUAUGUUACACAACAUUGGAAGCCAUUGAAGGAGGGAGAUUGGAUGUUUGGUGGGUAUUUUCUGGGUUAGUGAAGGCUGAAGAUGGUGAUGAUGCUAUUGUAUUGUUAUUUCUUUGCCCCAAUCAUUAAUUCCGUCAAUAAAAGCUGUAAUUUUUUCACAA
Molecule: messenger RNA, 2979 nt
Organism: Rhododendron vialii
Lineage: Eukaryota; Viridiplantae; Streptophyta; Magnoliopsida; Ericales; Ericaceae
Product: TPR repeat-containing thioredoxin TTL1-like
Exons: 7
Coding region: 382-2379 (665 amino acids)
Cellular component (GO): cytoplasm
Molecular function (GO): protein binding
Source: RefSeq, a predicted model, not a curated record